Messenger RNA from Diachasma alloeum, 12020 nucleotides. RefSeq names its product ankyrin-3. The coding region runs from base 236 to 11764 and encodes 3842 amino acids. Gene Ontology annotation, molecular function: protein binding. The transcript is spliced from 23 exons. Lineage: Eukaryota; Metazoa; Arthropoda; Insecta; Hymenoptera; Braconidae. The record is from RefSeq and is a predicted model, not a curated record.
ACGGCCACCUCCGCUAUCGGCGUUUAGCCGGUUCUCGGGUAUAUCAAUGACUCCAUGAUAAUUCCGUUUUCUUUAAUUUAAGGGUAAAGUCAGUGAAGUGCGUAAAAAAUAAACGUGGGGGGGUGGGGGUGGAGGUGAAUUAAAAAAAAAAGUGUAUUUGAUAAAUUAAUAAAGAGGAGAAUUUGAAUUUGUGGGAGGUAAUUUCAGCGCCCGGCGCUGGACACUCGGUGUUACGAUGGUUACGGACAGCACGAGUCAGACCGACGAUACGACGGCGUUUCUCAGGGCUGCACGGUCUGGAAAUUUGGAAAAGGUCAUCGAAUAUCUCGACAAGAAUCUAGAUAUUAAUACUGCUAAUUCGAAUGGAUUGAAUGCACUGCAUUUAGCAUCUAAGGACGGACACGUUGAGAUUGUAACUGAAUUAUUGAAAAGGGGUGCUAAAGUCGACGCUGCUACCAAAAAGGGGAAUACUGCAUUGCACAUUGCAUCACUAGCUGGGCAAUCGGAAAUAGUAAAUAUUCUAAUCCAAUACGGUGCAGCAGUAAAUAUUCAAUCUCAAAAUGGUUUCACACCUCUGUACAUGGCAGCCCAAGAGAAUCACGAUCACGUUGUUAAAAUGUUACUCUCCAAUGGAGCCAAUCAGAGCUUAGCGACUGAGGAUGGAUUCACCCCUUUAGCUGUAGCAAUGCAGCAGGGCCACGACAAGGUUGUCAGUGUGCUUUUGGAAAACGACUCCAAAGGCAAGGUGAGACUGCCAGCCCUGCACAUAGCCGCUAAGAAAGACGACUGCAAAGCAGCUGAUUUACUUCUUCAGAACGACCAUAAACCCGACGUAACAUCGAAAAGUGGCUUCACACCUCUGCACAUAGCCGCCCACUACGGCAAUGAGGAAAUAGGCCGCCUUCUGAUAAAACGAGGCGCGGAUGUAAACUACUUGGCAAAGCACAAUAUCAGUCCCCUGCACGUCGCAGCCAAGUGGGGUAAGAAUAAUAUGGUCAAGCUGUUGUUGGAAAAUUCAGCUAUGAUCGAUGCUAAAACUCGCGAUGGACUUACUCCACUUCACUGUGCGGCGCGGUCUGGUCAUGAGGAGGUUGUAUCUACUUUGUUGGAGCAUUCGGCACCGAUUAGUGCGCGGACAAAGAAUGGACUGGCGCCAUUGCACAUGGCAUCCCAAGGAGAUCAUGUAGAUGCAGCCCGUGUUCUCCUGUAUCACCGUGCCCCAGUCGACGAAGUCACCAUAGAUUACUUGACAUCCCUCCACGUAGCAGCCCACUGUGGCCACGUGCGUGUUGCCAAAUUGUUACUGGAUCGUAAAGCCGAUCCCAACGCACGUGCUCUCAACGGUUUCACACCGCUCCACAUAGCGUGCAAAAAGAAUCGAAUCAAGGUUGUAGAACUUUUGCUCAAGCAUGGAGCAUCGAUCGAAUCCACCACUGAGUCGGGACUGACUCCACUGCACGUUGCGAGCUUCAUGGGCUGCAUGAAUAUCGUUAUUUAUCUACUUCAGCACGAAGCCAAUCCAGAUGUGCCGACAGUGCGGGGUGAAACGCCACUUCAUCUCGCUGCGAGGGCCAAUCAAACUGAUAUUAUUAGGAUUUUAUUGAGAAAUGGUGCGAAAGUCGAUGCAAGGGCUAGGGAGGAACAAACCCCCUUACACAUAGCCUCUCGACUCGGUAAUGUGGAUAUUGUCAUGUUACUACUGCAACAUGGUGCUGCAGUCGAUACGACGACUAAGGACAUGUACACGGCCCUGCACAUUGCCUCGAAGGAGGGUCAAGAGGAGGUCGCUGCGAUUUUGGUAGAGAAUCAAGCCUCGGUAAAGGCAGUAACUAAAAAUGGAUUCACUCCACUUCACAUUGCUGCUAAAUAUGGAAAUAUGAAUGUUGCCAAGAUAUUAUUGCAGAAGGAUAGUAAACUUGAUAGUCAAGGAAAGAAUGACAUAACUCCAUUACACUUGGCCUGCCACUACGAUCAUCCAAACGUGGCCAACAUGAUCUUGGAGAAGGGUGCGUCGCCCCACCUGCCCUCGAAGAAUGGCCACACACCAUUGCACAUUGCGGCCCGAAAAAAUCAAAUGGACAUUGCAUCAACUUUGCUUGAACACGGGGCAGAUCCGAAUGCACAGUCAAAGGCCGGCUUUAGCCCGCUCCAACUGAGUGCCCAGAAGGGCCACUACGACAUGACGAAUCUCCUCAUCGAACACGGGGCCGAUCCCAAUCACAAAUCCAAGAAUGGCCUGACAGCACUUCACCUCUGUGCACAAGAGGACUUUAUCCGUGUUGCCUCGAUUUUAGUCAAGAAUGGUGCUAAUGUCGAGAGUGAAACUGAGUCUGGCUAUCGUCCCAUUCACGUUGCCGCGCACUUUGGCAAUGUAUCUAUGAUCAGAUUCUUGCUGAAGCACAAUGCUCAAAUCGACGUGACAACUUGCCAGAAUUAUACUCCGCUGCAUCAGGCUGCACAACAGGGUCAUGCACAUGUCGCUACAGCGUUGUUGGAGGGCAAUGCCUCUCAUAAUGCUCGUACGAGUGAUGGCUUGACUGCACUCAACAUAGCUCAAAAAUUAGGCUAUAUUUCUGUGAUGGAGGUGCUGAAAGGACUUGCCCACGGAAACACGGAAACCCCGGAUAAUAAAACAUGGGAGGAGAAGUACAAAGUCAUUGCUCCAGAGAGCCUUCAAGAAACAAGUUUCAUGUCUGAUUCGGAUGAUGAAGGAGCUUCAGAUGGAUUGACCAACGAGCAACCUUAUCGCUACCUAACCGUCGACUUAAUGAAGAACCUUCGGGAUGAUUCACUGCCGAUCGAUGUGACACGAGACGAUCCUGUACAUCGUCAAGUCUCCAAAGAAGAGCAACAGGAAUUUACGCAGAGCCAUAACUACUGCCUUGCGGAGAAUUUUGAUUCGACGGACGGCAUUAAUCUUGGAAGACUUCAUUUUAGAUCAUUUUUGGUGAGUUUCCUGGUGGAUGCACGUGGUGGAACGAUGAAGGGCUGUCGCCACAGUGGAAUAAGAAUCAUAGUGCCACCGAGACGUGCAACCAUGCCAAUUAGGGUGACCUGCAGACUUGUAAAACCCAGUAAAGUUGCUAAUCCACCAGCUUUGAUGGAAGGAGAAGCUCUGGCUACUCGAAUAAUUGAGAUGGGUCCUGUUGGAGCGUCCUUUUUGGGACCUGUUCUUAUCGACGUCCCUCACUUCGCCUCAGUAACUGGAAAAGAACGUGAAAUAAUAAUCCUCCGAAGUGAUAACGGCGAAACUUGGAAGGAACACGACAAUUCCUACGAGAACGAUGAUGCAUUAUUCAACACUCCUCACGACACGCAAAUGAGUGCCCUGUACACUGGCAGAAUAACAAGAAUAAUCACCACGGAAUUUCCCCAAUACUUGGCGAUAAUAACGCGAAUAAAGCAGGAAGUGCACGUGAUCGGUGCUGACGGUGGAAUAUUGAUGUCAAGCGUUGCUAACAAUGUUCAGGCUGUGUUUCCACCAGGUGCCCUAACGAAGAAGAUCAAAGUUGGUCUGCAAGCCCACGUGAUACCAGCAGAGUUGACUGCCAAAUUACUCGGUAAUUGUGUAGCAGUCUCACCUGUCAUCACGAUCGAGCCUAGACGAAGGAAAUUUCACAAGCCAAUAACACUUACAAUACCAGUGCCACAGGCUGCUAAUAAAGGGAUGAUCAAUCAGUAUCAGUCUGGGGAGACGCCUACCCUUCGCUUGCUGUGCAGCAUUGCUGGGGGGACCAGUGAGGCCCAGUGGGAAGAUGUCACUGGAUCCACUCCACUCGCCUUUUCAAGUGAAAAAGUGUCUUUUACGACCACUGUAUCAGCGAGAUUCUGGUUGAUGGAUUGCAGAAAUAUCAGUGAGGUGCCAAAAAUGGCCACUGAAUUGUAUAAGGAAUCACUAUUUGUACCGUUUAUUACCAACUUUGUUAUCUAUACAAAACGAAUGGAUGUUAUGGAAGCGACCCUUCGCAUCCUCUGUAUGACUGAUGGAAAAGAAACAAUGCACACAUUGGAAAAACAAGAAGAGUUUUUGGAAAUUGUUAAAAGUCGAGAUGUUGAAGCAUUAGAUGGAAAAGAUCUAUACAUAGAGUUCAGUGGUAAUCUCGUACCUGUUACUAAAUCCGGCCAACAAUUGAAAUUUACAUUCAGGGCAUUCCGCCAAAAUAGACUGUCCUUCCACGUUAAAGUCCGGGAUCCACUCCUCGAUCCCGUUGCGAGAAUGAUGUUCAUGAGAGAUCCUAAAGUUGCCAAAGGGGAGCCAGCCCAACAACCAAUAUGCAUAUUGAAUAUCGUCCUACCGGAAACUCUCUCAAAGUCCGAAUCAAGCUCAAAGCUCAAAGAACUAGAUUCCAACCUCAUUAGCAAAAUGGAUAUGUACAAAUCUACUUAUAUGAGAGACUACGGGGAAAAACGUGACAUACCAAAACCCACAUCACCAAAAGAUAAACUCAUAACUGAUUUGUUACAAAAACAACAGACAGAUGCCGCAACAAUCCACGAUUCCCUUGCACAAAAAGUGGCUUGUACCCUAGAAUCAGUAGAUGCUAGUUAUCCCCAUAACGUAAAUACUCAAGGAGAUAUUUCACCAGAGCUUGAGAAGCAAACGUACUCAGAAAAACGUAGAUUCUGGGAGGAUAUCACGAGGAAACGUGACAGUUACCAGAGAUCAGAGUCUGAGGUUUCUAGGGCUUCGCAGUUGACUGUCAAUGAGAGUGACAGUGAGUAUCUGCAGAGUAUUGUUUCUGAGGAGAAGGAGGAGGAGGAGGCUCCCACUAUUCCCCAGAGGUCCGAGACACUUGAGGAUCUGAAUAUCCCUGAUAUUUCCGAGUGCACGGUGGCCGAGAAGGCUCAUUAUUUCGAAGAAGUCAUUCAGAAAGAAGCCAUUACUAUUUCGCGACCGCUUUCCAAAGUAUUUUCACAAGAUUCUAAAGAGUCAUUCAAGGAGAGACGAAAGAGCUCGAUUGAUCAGACAUCGGUAGGGUCUGAGCAUGUAGAUGCGAAGGGCGAAAUGGAUGAAGAACCAAAAGUUAUUGAGGAAAAAGUUGAGACGAUGAUAGUAAAUUCGGCGAAAGAAAUAGCACAAGUAGAAGAAAAAACUGUUAUUGAGAAGAAGCCAAUUUUUCAGCCGAAAUCUCGUGAAAAAACUGAUGAACCAAAAAUAUUGAAGGGUGAGUCUUCGAUACCAAAACCGAUUCAAAGAAAAUUAGAACAAAUUAAAGAACCAAAAGCACCACAAAUAGAAAUUCCGGUACAAAAAGAAUGUGUUGUUGAAGAUAAACUUGUCCAAAUAAAAACAGAUAUAAAGGCUAGGGAGAUGACGGAAGAGUUCAUAUCUUCAGAGGCCAAGUUUAGUGAACAGGAGCUUGAAUCAUUGAAAGAAAAAGUUAUAGUUCCCUCAGCGAUCCCCCGUAAAUCUUGUGAUGAGACGAAAGAAGAAAAACUGCUCGAAAACAUAAAGAGUCAUGUGAAGGAGUUGGCUAUAGACAAAGAGCGCGAAAUUUGCCAAGAGUUGAUAAUUUCAGAGUCUAAAUUUGUUCAGGAAGAGUUAGAACACACGAGCACAGAGAAGAUUCAGCCAAGCCCAACUACGAAAAGUGAAUCGGAAGUUCUUGAUGCUAAGAUUCCAUCUAUGAUUCCUCGAAAAAUAAAACCUGAAGCGAUGACUAAAUCCGAGCCAAAGAACGAAGUCGCGGAUGUGAGGGAUGACAUGCCAGUAUUGAGACGAGAUUCUUCCAAUCUGUCCGAGAAAUCCCUAUCAAAGAUACCAGUUCUCUUACCGAAAGAAGAAAUCCCAUCAUUGCGACGAGAAACUUCCAACCUGUCUGAGAAAUCGAUAUCAAAAAUACCAGUCCCCUCAUCUAAAGGAGAAAAAGACAAGAAGCCAAAGGAUCCAGACUCCGAGAAGAAAGAUGGAGAUUCUGAAAAGAAGAAAGAAUCAAAAAUACCGAAACGGAUAUCUGAAGCAUCAACGACGGUAACCGAAACAAAGAUCACUGAGAAGGUAUCUCAACACUACCAGAGACACACGUCUGAAACUAAAACCCAGUCUCAGGUGAUAACAAAGACAUUCACGGAUCCCAGAAAUGCCUUCAAAGCGUUUGAAGAUAUGGAAAUGAUGAAAGAGCCAGACACAUCUGUGACGACUUCAACAGUAGACCACAGGGAGUCAACCAAGCUUGAGAAGAAGGAGGUUGUCUCUUCAGAGAUAUCUCGAGGGGAUGAGAAAAUAGUGAAACGUGAGGAGAAGGCACAAGAGCUGAAGGAAGAACUCAAAGAACAAACAACAAAGACUGAGACUCCGGAGGAAAUAGUACAAGAUAAGAAGAUCAAACAAGAGAAAUCACAGAAAAGACUGAGUCAAGAGAUUUCAGUGGCAAUUGCGGAAGGGAAACAAGUCAUUGAUGCAGCAGCUUCGCAAUCAACUACAUCAAUCAAGGAUAAACAAAGUAUAAAAUCCCUUGAGGAUAAUGAUGGGGUUGUGAUUCAGAAAGCUGGCUCGAAGAUUUUGAAAGAACACGAGAUAGAUACAGCAAUGAAAAUUGAGAAAGAUGAGUCUCUCUCCAAAGAAGAAAAGGAGAUCGAUGCUUCUGAUUUGGGUAUGAGCCUUGAGGAUCAACUGAAGACCGCAAUUAUUCGAGAGGAAUCUCGUGAACAAGUUUCCCGUCACUUUGACACCCAGAUGUACCCCUCAAGGGACACCAGCGAAGACACUUUGAGAACUGACAAUAGCUCGGAAACCCUAGAAGAUCAUCAGUUGAGAGUUGCGCAAGAAUACCAAGCUAGGAACAUCGCUGAAGACCUCGUACAGCAGAUUGAGGAGGAAAUCGUCAAACGGUCGGAGAGUUGUGAUGGUUUGAAGCUAACAAUGGACGAGAUAAAACACCACCAGGAGGACCGAUAUUCCAUGGACCCUGAUGAGGACUUUGACAAUCAACUCGCUGAUGAUUUAACCAACAAGUUCGAGCACAUGAUGACAAAACGGAGGAAGGAUUAUAUUCCGGAGAAGGACUCAACACGUGGAAGCCUCAGCUACAGUGAUGAUUUCACUAAAGAUGAAGAGUCAACACCUCACGAUCGAGAUGGAAGUCUCGCCUCAUCAUCCUCACAAGCUAAAAUUAUGGACCGAGACAUCACGAUGAGCCCCAGCAGCAUGUCAGACCAAAUCGAGCUGGAAGAGUCAUUGGGAUCCGAAAAACAAGACGGCGCGUCGAAACCUUCCGUUGAAUUCCCUCCGGAAGUUAAAGUCGCUAAAGGGUGCUUCUUCGGUUUUACAACAGAAGAGUCAACACCUCACGACCGAGAUGGAAGUCUCGCAUCAUCAUCCUCACAAACUAAAAUUAUGGACCGAGACAUCACGAUGAGCCCCAGCAGCAUGUCAGACCAAAUCGAGCUGGAAGAGUCAUUAGGAUCCGGAAAACAAGACGGCGCGUCGAAACCUUCCGUUGAAUUCCCUCCGGAAGUUAAAGUCGCUGAAGGGUGCUUCUUCGGUUUUACAACAGAGGAAGUCACUCCGAUGCGAUUUGAGGCUUACGAAAGCACAGGAGCUAGGGUUCUAGAAAUUCUAGAACCAGACAAUGAUUAUCCAACUCGACAGGACUCGAUCGACAUAUCUUCUUUUGAAAUAGACGAGCAACGGCACUACCGCUCCGACGAUGAAGAUCUAUCGCUCAACGAUAAAUAUAUCAAGGAUCUAGAUUUUGGAAAACUUCACAAGAGUCCUGAGAUGGAGUCUCUAGACAAAAUCGGCCAGGAUCGUGAUUUGACGUUCUCUCCAAGCACCGUUUCAGAGUCUUCCAUGGUCCAGGAGCGUAGUAUGAGUUCAUCAAUGCUUGCUAAAGGUACUGAUUUAAUAGAGAGUGAAGAUGGUGGCUUUUCAUCGAUGGAGCCUGAAAAGACUGAGAAGACACCAGAGAAAAUAACAAAACUGGACACUGCAAUCAUUGACAAGAGCAUGAUCCCAUCAAUAAUCUCUCCCAAGAUAAAAGUAGCCGAAUUGGAGAUUAAACCAACUGAUUGGCUAAUCGGAGAUGAAAAAAUCGAAAUAUCAGAGACCCUGCAGCCGUCGCAAGUAUUUGAUAAAGAACUCGAGGAGUAUCAGACCAGCAUGAUUAAACAACAUAGUUUAACAUCAUCUGUCGAAGGCUCUGUGACGCGUUCCUCCGAGGACGUUAGCACGAUAGACUCGGUUAUCGAUGGUUCGAGAGCAAAAAUUAUCAUUGAUCCAGCCAGCGAAAUAGAAGUUGAUCAGGAAUUAGUUGAGAAUAGAUUAGAAAUCAGCUGUCAGGAACUUGUUGACACUCUUCAAAGGGAAUACGAACUAAAAACUCCGACUGACGACAAGCCUCCACUGACUCCCAGAAGAACAUCUGAGAGUGAUGGAGAAUUUGAAUUUGUCGACGAGCAAGAGGGCGCUAUUCAGCAAGUUCAGAAGGCAUUGGGCUUCCAAGAAAAGCCCCUGGACGUUUUUGAUGUUGUUAAAUCUGCAGAAAAGCCAGGCUCCAUUAGUGAAUCGUCCUCAGAGAAGGAGGCAAUCGGAGGUGAAGAGUUGAAAUUAAAAGAGAAGAACGAAGUCGAAGAAAAAGAAAUCGACACAAGCGAACUCAAGGACAAGAAAGAGAAGAGACACGAAGAGAUGAAGAUGGAAGUGGCCCUGAAAGGUCUCAAAGAAUCCUUAGCAGGAAAAAAACCUCCAGGUGACGACUCAAAGCGUCAUCCAGAGAAGUCCGCUGACUUGAAAGAUAAACAAGGACACACUGGUUCGAGUGAAUCCAGUCCCUUCAAACGAAAGAAAGACCCCAACGUUGACCUAAGCGCUAGAUACGCUAUAACAGUUCUCGAUCAAGUUGUCAAUAAAGAAAUUGCUGAAGUGAAGGAGUCCCUAGAGGCCGCGAAACAAGACUUGAUUGAAGAAUUAAGCGAGAAUAGCGAGACAGUUUUCCAAAUUAAAGACUCACCAUCGGAAUUUCAAUUCAAACUCGAGCCAGAAUCAAUUCCAAAUGAUCUUCCAUUUUUGUACAAAGGUCCUUCCGUAGACCAAGUAACAAGAGAUGAAGAUAAUGCAUCGUCAGAAUCGCCAGUUGCUAAACCUAGGAGACAGGACACCCAAUCUGAUGAGCAGGAAUCAUCAGAAAAGAAAUCCUCUGAUAAAGAGGAGUCAGAUAGGUCCAGUGAACUAAUUGGAGACAAAUCAGACUCGGCUGUCAAGGUCUCGAUCUACAAAGACGCUGAAUCCCUAGAAGAAUCCCUAUCCUUACCAAUUGCCACUUCUAGAUCCACUUCUGACGUUGAUAAUAAAGACGAUCUCUCUUCUUUAUCAGUGCCACCUCAACCUGCCCCACGUCGUCGACAAAAACCCAUAAGAGUAUCCAAAAAAGGACAUUCCGCCACCAGUGAAGCUGAAUCCAGUUCAGGAGAGAGUAGCAACUAUCAAUCAUGUGAUUACGAAAUUGGUUCUGGGAGUAGACCAAGUUCUUCUGACAUCGAGGCCCUGCAAUCGGCCGCAGGAAUGCCCUCAACAACUGCUUCAGAAUACGAAACUGCAAUGAUGUCGAUGGAUCAUUCUUCGCGAUCACGACCAACAUCUCAGGAAUAUCACAGCGCUGUCUCCACCUUGAGUUCCAGAGAAUCAAUGAAAUCCUUGAAUUCUCUAAGUUCUGGCCAUCUUGGAAGUAUCGAUAGCACAAGCGAGUUGACAGACACUCUAGUGGCUUCUGAAUCGGAAAUUGAUGAAGGGAAAAUAGGAGAAAAUUUGGAAUUAGCUCUCGAUGAAGAUGAGAAACCAUCUGAUUCAGAAGAAAGUGAGAUCCCCCUUGACGAUUCCUUUGACAAGACAAGCGAAGACGUGCCCUGCAAGAUGAAGCGAUCGUCCGAGAUGAUUUUCCAACAGCAGAUGUCAGAAGACCAAGACUCUUCGUCGAUUCCCGGAGCCUUUGGCUCAACAGAAGACACCAAAGUCACUUCUAGUAUCCUAAUCAGCGAAGACGAUGACCUGAAGACAUCGACCCUCGAUGCGCUCUCAGAACAGAUAAGCGGAAAAGCGGAACUUGGCUCUUCAUCCCCUGAAAUCCGACUGAAAUCAAUCGAGGCGCAAUCAACCGGCGAUGACAUUGAUUCAUCUGAAUUAAAAAUGAGUUCGUUGAGUACAGCCGCAGCUGAUGAGGUCGCACUCCUUCUGACAAAACGCUCAGUUCUUCAACAAGCCAGCAUGUCAACAUCAUCGACCUCAGGGAUGUCCGUGGAAACAGUGAUAGAACGUGAAAAACAAGACAGGCAUUCACCGGAUUCCGAUUCCUUUGAAUUGGUCGACAAACCCGAUAUUAUUGAUGACUUUGUCGUUAUUGAAGAAGUAGGGAGGGAAGCCGAGGAGUUUGACUCUGAAGGCAAGAGCAUCUCCAUUAGUGCAAAACCAAUGGCAGCGGUGAAAAAAUUCGACCGUGAUGUUGAGAACCUGAUAACAGAAGCAACAGAUAAAGUAGAAUCAGUAGGAUCACAACUAUCUCGAAACAAUGAACUCUUUGAUUUCGAAUCAGAGGAGAGUCCUCCGCAGGCUUCCAACGAUGAUCAGUACUCGCAGUCCUAUUCGGAUGAAGAACAAGACAACAAAAAGUGGAUGGAGAUGCAGUUCGCAGCGGAUCCAAGGGGAUACGAAGUGGAAUACGAUCGGGGUCCUCUCGAAGACAUCAAAGAGGAAGAGAUCACCGAUUUCGAGGCUGGCAGCAGUCGUUUCGGAAGUCUAGGAAGUCACAAAGGAUCGCUAGGCUCCAGUGGAAGUAUGAAGGGAAGUUUCGGUGCUGAGUACGACGUUUUAGCUGGACGAAAAACAUUCUCAAAAUCAAUCGAACAUGACAAUAUAUCCAUGAAUUCCCUUCAAGAGUUUGAGAAUCUCGAGAGCGCGGUUCAAGGGGAACUCGGCAAAAAAUUCACUUGCGGCUCUCAGGAUUCCGUCAACAAUGGAAGCCUUCCCAGAAGGUACAUCACCAGUCGGUCAGGCCAUGGUGACGAUGUGUCAGUAUCCUCGCUGAAAGACUUCGAAGGCCUCGAGAAAGCCUGUCGUGACGCUCACAUGAUAGAACUUCGAGCGAAAGAGGAGGAAGAUCUUCUCGAGCAUGAGAGCCCCGAAAAUCGUUACAGAUUAGAGAAUCUCCCGAAGCCGAAACCUGCGGAGAGCAGCGCCACAGGUUCCUUCAAUCCCAGCACUUCCGGAUCGGACGACUACGAGAAGAGAAUAAUGGAGAUCGAUGAGAUAAUCAGAAUUGCUCAAGCGAAUGUUGAGAAGUUCGACAGGCAAGACGACACAACCGAGGAUAUUUCACAAAUCGAACCAGAGAAAAUUGAGCCGGGGGGAACAUUAACUCUUCCUCCAGAGAGGGAAGACUCCCCCAAGACUAAAGAAGAAGGGAACAUCAUGGAGACGAGCACAGAUUCCCUAGAACUCGAAGGCGACGAAGCGGAGAAGAAGAACAAUCUCAUGUGCAGAAGUUCCGAUUCCCUGGAGAUGAAGACGACUGUUGACUUUCCUUCCUUGAGUUAUUCAGAUUCUUUGAAUAAUAUCAGGGAUACGAAGGAGGCGGGGUCCUCGGUGGAUCAGUUUAGUAACACUAGAAGGAUCUCCUCGGAUUCCCUCGAGAUGCCAGUGUUGGAGCAUCCUGAGCAGGAUAAAAGUGCUAGCGACGCCAGUGGAAGCUUCCAAAUGAGAAGCGAAGGGUCUCUAGAGGUCAAGAUCACUAAGAAUGGCAAGACCACGUUUCCAGCUACUACAGAUGUGUAAAAAGCAUUUCUAGGAAAAAAAUGUCGAGUUUUGAAGCGAUUGGAAAAACUAUCUGAUAUAAUGUGAAGAAGCUUUACAUGUGUGGAAGCUCGAGGAAAAUUAUUAUCUCGAGGCAAUGGUAUUUGCGGGGCUUGUGCAUUUGUGAAACAAAUAGGAUUUUACUGUAUCGUUAUUAAUUUCUAAAUCGUCGAGACGUGAAGGAAUGACACAAAGUCGAGAUGAAAUUUAACGCUUGAUGAAAUAUAAAUGAAACAAA